AUGUCUACGGCACAUGACAAUGCUAUGCCAAAGGUCAAAUUUUUAACGUUCAAUACUUGGGGAUUAAAAUAUGUUUCCAAGCACAGAUCCAUAAGAUUAAGAGCAAUUGCAGAUAAAUUAUCCGGCAAAUUUGGAGCAAUUCCACUGACUGAAUCACUAUAUGGUUCGUCUGAAACAUACCAAGAAAGUUAUCACGUUCCAGACAAUGAUGAUGAUUAUGAUGUUAUUGCUUUACAAGAGAUCUGGGUUCAAGAAGAUUGGGAUUACAUAACUUCAAGGACUCGUCAUGUGUAUCCUUACAGUCGUUUAUUUUCUUCAGGAAUAUUAACAGGACCUGGUUUGGCUAUAUUGAGUAAGAUUCCGAUUGAAAAAACUUUUCUCUAUCGCUUCCCUAUUAAUGGGAGACCAAGUGCAUUUUGGAGAGGAGAUUGGUAUGUUGGGAAAAGUUUAUCUGUUACCAUAUUAAAACCCCUAAAUGAAAAAACGCCCUCCUUGUGCAUUUUGAAUAGCCACAUGCACGCCCCAUAUGCACAAAAAGGUGAUGCUGCAUAUUUAUGCCAUCGUAGUUGUCAAGCCUGGGAUUUGUCCAAAUUAGCCAAAUUAUACAGUAAAGCUGGAUAUGCAGUUGUUGUUGUUGGGGAUUUAAAUAGUAAGCCAGGAACUUUACCCCACAAAUUUUUAACAAUGGAAACUGGCUUGGUUGAUAGUUUUGAACAAUUACACCAAAAUGAUCUGGUUAGUUUGGAUAGGAUUAAAACCAUGACUCCAUGGCAUCAAAUAAUUUAUGGUGGUACCACUUGUGAUUCCAUACUAAAUACUUGGAGAGCUCAAAGAAAACCUUGGGAAGCUUGUAGAUUGGACUAUGCUUUAAUAGAUCCCAAUAAACUAGAAACGGUUGAUGCGAGCGUAAAAUUUACCGAAAGGAUUCCUAAUAUUGGCAGUUUUUCAGAUCAUUUUGCUUACAGUUGUACAUUACAAUUUAAACCUAUUAAUAACAUUAAUAAGAGUAAAAUGGAAGUUGAAAGCAGGGAAUUUUUGAUACAAAAACUACAAAAUUACAAUGAAAUGCUAAGCAUUUUACAAGAUUAUAAUAAAACAGCACGUUGGCAAAAAACUUGGAGAGGUUUCCAUUUUUUGAUUUCUUCACUCUAUGUUAUUGGUGUUCAUGUGGUGGUAACUUUCACUGCCGAGAAAGCUGGUUGGUCAAGUGUUUUAUGGUUAUUUAGUACUGUAGUUGUCACAGUCACUGGUGUACUUGAUGGGUUAAUAAGUUUUUUAUUUGGUAACAAAGAAUUGAGGGCACUACAAGAAGUCUCAAGAGAAGUUCUAGAUUCGCGUAGUUCUUUACAACAAGAAUUAGGAAACUCUUAUUGA
Messenger RNA from Saccharomycodes ludwigii, 1374 nucleotides. It is a transcript of the gene ISC1, whose product is annotated as inositol phosphosphingolipid phospholipase. Gene Ontology annotation, cellular component: cytoplasm. Lineage: Eukaryota; Fungi; Ascomycota; Saccharomycetes; Saccharomycodales; Saccharomycodaceae. The transcript has a single exon. Bases 1 to 1374 code for a protein of 457 amino acids. The record is from RefSeq and is a predicted model, not a curated record. Gene Ontology annotation, molecular function: sphingomyelin phosphodiesterase activity.